Messenger RNA from Sinocyclocheilus grahami, 1566 nucleotides. Its product is annotated as sodium/potassium-transporting ATPase subunit beta-3-like. The record is from RefSeq and is a predicted model, not a curated record. The coding region runs from base 74 to 910 and encodes 278 amino acids. Gene Ontology annotation, biological process: sodium ion export across plasma membrane; potassium ion import across plasma membrane; intracellular potassium ion homeostasis. NCBI's taxonomy places the organism in Eukaryota, Metazoa, Chordata, Actinopteri, Cypriniformes, Cyprinidae. Gene Ontology annotation, cellular component: sodium:potassium-exchanging ATPase complex. The transcript is spliced from 7 exons. Gene Ontology annotation, molecular function: ATPase activator activity.
AGGUCAGAGGUUCUUCGCUCUUCAUCAGGCCAUCAGCACCACUGAGAUCAGCCUCAUCACACCGCAUUCCAGCAUGUCUAAAAAGAGCGAAAAACCAGCGGAGGGCAAAGAGCCCGAGAGCAGCUGGAAAGACGUGAUCUACAAUCCAAGAUCUGGAGAAUUCUUCGGUCGGACCGCGAGCAAUUGGGGUCUCAUCCUCCUCUUUUACUUGGUCUUCUAUGGCUUCUUGGCUGCCAUGUUUGUCUUCACUAUGUGGGCAAUGCUUCUGACGCUGAAUGACGACACACCAAAGUAUCGAGAUCGGGUUGCGUCCCCAGGGUUGGCUAUUAGGCCAAUCUCUUUGAAUAUAGUUUUUAACAGAUCAGAACCUCUUGCAUAUGGCCAGUAUGUCCAGUAUCUUGAAUCGUUUCUGCAUCAGUAUAAUGACUCAGAACAAGCCAAAAAUGACUUGUGUAUGGCGGGUCAGUACUCGGAGCAAGAUGAGGAACCUCAGAAGAAGGUGUGUCAGUUCAGGAGGAGUUUACUCCAGCGUUGCUCCGGGAUAGAGGAUACCACUUUUGGCUAUGCUAAAGGACAGCCCUGUGUUAUUGUCAAGAUGAAUAGGAUCAUUGGUCUUAAGCCAGCUGGAGAUCCGUACAUCAACUGUACAUCAAAGAGUGGGAAACCUCUCCAGAUGCAGUAUUUUCCCCAUGAGGGGACUAUUGAUAGGAUGUACUUUCCUUACUAUGGGAAAAAAACACAUGAGGGUUAUGUUCAGCCUCUGGUUGCUGUAAAGCUGUUGCUUAAGAAGGAAGACUACAACUCUGAGCUGAUUGUAGAGUGCAAGGUAGAGGGCUCCAACCUCAAGAACAAUGACGAGCGCGACAAGUUUCUCGGUCGCAUCACCUUCAGGGUCCUGGUGACCGAAUAAAGCAGCUGCUGGUAUGGACGCUAAAGGGAAACUUGCACUACUUUUCUCCCUGUUGUCCCUGUCCUCCUUUUAAACCCCCACUGUAUGUCCUGCUGGUCCUCAGCAGGUCUCAAGGACUUAAUUUAACUCUCCACAGAGAGGCAUGACUGAUUGAUUUCUGUUAAUGAAUCCCACUCACCUUGUCUUCACAGGAUCCCUGUUUAGUCUUCUGUCUAGCACCGCCUAGUGUCUCUGAACAUUUAAUUGUAUUUUAACCCUGGGCCUCGCAUUCCCUAGAUGUUUUGAAUUCUUUAACGUCAUUACGUUGUACUCUUAAAGGGAUUUUGUUUACAUUGUGAUUGAUGAGACGGGUUAGUCGCUAUCUACAUCCUUAGUUGGUGUUUUUGUGUUUGUGGUGCUCUGUGUGAAUAUAUUUAAUGAUCGUAUUGUCAUAUUGCUAAAAUAUUUAUGUAAAAAAAACAACAAAAAAACAGUGGCAUUAUUUGACACAUUUUUGAAAUAUGAAAUACGUAAAGAGCCAAAUUUGUAAACUAAAUGAUUUUUAAAACCUCUGCAUGGAGCCUAGUUCAUGCAGAUGCCUUAAGAGCCAUUUAACAUCUUGGUACAAAUGCUAUUUUGACAAAUAAAAAGAAAACAAAUAAGUGGUGGUUGUAGAU